CUCGAUAAAUGCUAUUUUUUAUGCAUAAACGUAUCCAUGAGAAAGUGAGAAUCAACUCAUAAUCGAUAAUUGUCACUUCCUAAUUGUUACUUGCUACUUUUGCUAAUCGACAAUACAUAAAUUCACCAUUAGACUGGAAUUUAUUUGAUCGAUACCCAGAUGUCUGUUUAUGUCAGUUUCAUUGUAGCUAACCACCAAAAGUGACGUGAUAUGAUUUAAGUAGAUAAAAUGAAAAUGGCCCCAUUUAUUUGUACUUCAAAUUCCCAGAGUCACGUAGAUUAUGGUAUUCCUCUGCUUGCUUCAAAAAGCACAGAUUACAGAACUUGUACAGGAACAUAUCAUAGAUUCAUUCCUAGCUACCCACAACAUUUUGAUUGCCGAGUGAAAGCUAAAAUAAAGCGAGAACUAGUGGUGAAAGAUGUUGCUCUCAAAGAUGAUAUAAAGAGUUCUUAUACGAGAGAUUUCUCAUCAGAUAUCAAUCAGGAUAUACACACAAAUAAGUACCCACGAGCCACUGGUGUAGAUUCCGUCAAAUACAUACAAACAAUCCAAGAAAAGCUGAAAACAAACCCACCUCUUCCAACUGCUCAAAAAAUAUCUGAAAUGAAGGAUGCUUAUAAACCUUGCAGUCGCACUCCCAAAAUCCGAGACGUGGUUGCACCCGCUCUCUAUGCUAUUUGUGAUAUUUCAGGUUUAGGAAGACCGCUACAGCCCAUGAUACCUCCAGAAAAAGAAGGACAUUGGAAAUACUUGGAUAUAUACAUGACAGAAAAUAAACUGAAAUAUAUACCCUACAGCCGGGAUCAAAUGGAGAAAUCUAAAGAAGACAUAAUAACAUUCUACACCGGUACUGGUCAAUAUAAGGUUAGCGGAGUAUCUCUGACCGAAUUUUUUGCUGAAUACCACAGCGAUGCCCCUGGACAUUUAGAGAUCCUCUGCCACGCAGUGAGCUAG
This is a messenger RNA of Leptinotarsa decemlineata (Colorado potato beetle), 954 nucleotides long. RefSeq lists its product as uncharacterized. The record is from RefSeq and is a predicted model, not a curated record. NCBI's taxonomy places the organism in Eukaryota, Metazoa, Arthropoda, Insecta, Coleoptera, Chrysomelidae.